UUUGUUCCGAUCCCUGGACAACUGUACAGAAAAGCGGGAUAUACAUGCUGCGCACGCUUUAAUAUCCUGUCAUCACCACCGGCAUCGCUGGCUCAAAACCUGAUUUGCUGCAACGUAUAUAUACACGCUGGUUAUAUUCGGUUUUCUCCGGCUUCCUUAGCGUACGCAUUGCUUGAUCAGAUGUGUGUUACGCUGGUCGCAAUCAAUUAAUCAAUUGUUGUAAUUUUCUAAUUUUGGAGUAGGGAAAAACACAACCAUCGCCGCGCGUCCAACUGGUUAUAAAGUUUUCAGCGGGGCCGAGAGAUGCACCACCGGAAAUUCCAUAAUACUGGAUAUCAAUAAUUUCCUCUGUUCUACACUGUAUAAGCCGAAUAAAUGAUGAAUUAUUCGCCACUGGAAUAUCUGACGCUAUCCGGCGUAUCCGCAUCGCGUCAUGCCUGUGUGUUAAAAUGUGUAUAAUGAUGUUGUGGAUGGCGCCCAUGACCUUUGGGUCGAAUCACAUAGUUACGUAUGGAACGCCGGGCUAUUGUGCAGUUUUCCGAAAACUCCUGUUCAUUGGUGAAAAUAUAGUCUCCCGAAUCUUCGCAGCAUGCGACAGCGCCGCAUCGAUGCCGUACAAGUUUGAUGAUUUGAUGGAUUUCACUUGGUUAAAAAUCAUCAAACAAUUGAUUCUGCAACUCGUAUGCAUUGCUGUCUGGCUGUUCGGUUUGAUGCUGCUGUUUCGUCCCCAGAAUUUCCUUCCGGCAGCGGCGGAUACAGCGCAAACUGAUCACUACAUUCAAAUGCCGGGAAGUGGCACUGUGAUGAUCUGUGGAUCGGCUCUGAUAUUUCUUUCCAUGGGUGCCUUACUGCAUUUGGUUCGCAAGAAUGACCAGCCUCUGGACUAGAGAGACACACACUGAUUCCGAAUUCCUGUCAACGAACAUUUCUGCUCGAUUGUGUCAGCAGUUCUUUGCAGUUUUUAACAUAUUCCUCAUACAACCUUUUCACUAUUCUGUAAAUAAAUGGUAAUAAUGAGGUACAUAUACGAACAUUCUCGAAAAACAACGCUGUAUAUCUUCGCAUAAUUUAAUCCAGUAAAGGAACAACAACAGCACUUUUCGAGUACUUUAACAAAAGACUACAAGCUUUGUCUUUCAUUGCAACUAGAAAAAUAAAUAUAUAAAUUAUUCCAAAUUGCUGUAAAGCAGGCAAAGAUGUUAUUGUUUCCAGUAAAGUAAAUCAACAAAACCAAAUUUUUUCAAUGUAUAAUUACAAUCAAGUGUACAAACGUG
Messenger RNA from Paramacrobiotus metropolitanus, 1274 nucleotides. RefSeq lists its product as uncharacterized. Bases 450 to 887 code for a protein of 145 amino acids. The record is from RefSeq and is a predicted model, not a curated record. NCBI's taxonomy places the organism in Eukaryota, Metazoa, Tardigrada, Eutardigrada, Parachela, Macrobiotidae. The transcript has 3 exons.